UAGCCCCGCUGCCAGAGCCUUCUCGAACCCAUCAAAACCGCCAAGCAAAGCACCGGCAAGUCAGCAACCAACGAGAGGCUGCGGCGAUCGAAGUGGUAGAGCGCCCAGAGGCCGACGCCGGCGACGUGGAGGACGGCGGCCUGCGAUGGACGCGCCGGGCGAGCUGCAGUGCGUGGGCCGGCUGGAGGUUGCCGCGCCGCCGCCGGCGCGCUACCUCCGCGUGGGCUCCCUCCCCGUCCCCACCGACUCCUCCGUCUCCCUCCCCGCCCUCCUCCCUUCCCCGUCCCCGAUUGGAGCUCCAAGGUAUCAAAUGCUUCCAUUGGAGACUGAUCUCAACACGCUUCCCAUGAUUCCAAACAUCCCAGAGAAGGUUUUUCCAAAUGACGCAAAGAGUACUGAAGGAUUACGGUAUGACAAUGGAUUUGUCAACCAGAACUUAUCAAGGAAGUGUGAAGCACUAGCUGUGUCAGGCCUAGCGGAAUAUGGUGAUGAAAUAGAUGUGAUUGCCCCAACUGAUAUUCUGAAGCAGAUUUUCAAAAUACCAUACUCCAAGUCACAAGUAUCCAUUGCUGUGAACCGUAUUGGAGAUACUCUCAUUCUAAACACAGGGCCUGAUGUUGAUGAAGGUGAGAAGAUAUUCAGAAGACAAAAUAACCACCCUAAAGGAUCUGAUCCAUCAAUUCUUCUGAAUUUUGCAAUGCACUCAGUGCGAGCAGAGGCUUGUGAUUGCCCCCCAAGUCAUCAACCUUCACAGGAGAAGCAAACAGCAUCCACUGUUUUCUGUGGACCCUUUAGUCAUAGGGAGGGUUCUUUUGAUUCGCCAUCAUCAUCUAGUUUUAGCACAUCGCCUUAUCUGGAUCAGAAUGUCAGUCAAAGUAGAAAAACGUCGCAUGGUACUCAUGAAAGCCUGUACUUGGGAGCAAGAGAAAAUAAGCAAAAAGUCAAAGGACCUGAUCCUAUCAAAAAACCCACUCAUGUUGGUGAAAAAACCAGAUGCGAGGUGCAAGAAUCUGAGAAGAGCAAGAGAGUGGGAAACAAUGGAUUUCGGAAGGUUUGCUUUUGGCAAUUUCACAAUUUCCAUAUGCUUUUGGGCAGUGACUUGCUUAUAUUUAGCAAUGAGAAAUAUGUUGCUGUCAGCUUGCACCUUUGGGAUAUUUCAAGACAGGUUACUCCAUUGAACUGGCUUGAAGCUUGGCUUGACAAUGUAAUGGCAAGUGUGCCAGAAUUGGCCAUAUGUUAUCAUGAGAAUGGUGUUGUUCAAGGUUAUGAGCUUCUGAAAAAUGAUGAUAUAUUUCUACUUAAGGGUGUCUCAGAUGAUGGUACACCUGCAUUUCAUCCGCAGGUUGUCCAGCAAAAUGGCCUCGCUGUCCUGAGGUUCCUUCAGGAUAAUUGUAAACAAGACCCUGGUGCAUAUUGGCUGUACAAAGGUGCUGAAGAAGAUGUCAUACAGUUGUAUGAUCUGUCUAUCUUACCUGAAAAACAUACAGCUGUUGAUCAUAGAUCUCCGUGCAGUCCUAUGUCAUCUUUCAUAAACAAGGGGAGAAGGGAGUCAUUGUUCUCUCUGGGCACACUCCUCUAUCGUGUUGCUCACAGGAUGUCCUUAUCAAAGGUGCUUAGUAAUAGAGCCAAAUGUGCAAAAUUCUUCAGGAAAUGUUUGGACUUCCUCAGUGAGCAGGAUCACCUGGUUGUCCGGGCAUGUGCGCACGAACAGUUUGCAAGGCUCAUCCUUAGAUGCUACGAGGAGUUGGAAUUGACAUCUGAAUCAUUUAUGAUUGAGUCGGAAGUUACCCUCACUGAUUUGGAUGAUGAUUCUCCAGAGUUGAACCUCGAGAAUUUACCAUCAAAGGAAAAUGAUGUAUUGCCAGAGAUUGGCAAGAAUGAGCCAGCAACGUUAGAUAAUAUGUUGGAAUGCUCACAGUCAGAAUCUUCUGGUACAACAAAUAGUUUAGUGGAACCAAACCAUGUUGAUAGUGAUUCAGCAUCUUCAGUUACAAAAGAAGAUGUUUCUGCAGAUAGUUUGGUAAUGUGUCAGGCUGGGACCUCACAGAUAUCAAAAACAAUUGCCGAUGCAAUCUCCUCUAAGUUGGCUGCUAUACAUCACAUAUCACAAGCUAUCAAAUCCCUCAGAUGGAAUCGACAGCUGCAGAACACUCAGGAAGGUCGUGCCGACAGUGCAGAUACCAUUUGGGAGAGAUCAGUCAACUUUUCUUUAUGCCGGUGUGGUGAUGUUGACUGCAUCGAACUCUGUGACAUCAGGGAGUGGCUGCCAAAAUCGAAAAUGGAUCAUAAAUUGUGGAAACUUGUUCUUUUGCUUGGGGAAUCUUAUUUGGCACUUGGAGAGGCAUACAAGAAUGAUGGGCAGCUUCAGCGCACCCUUAAAGUUGUUGAAUUAGCUUGUUUGGUAUAUGGGUCUAUGCCUAAACAUCUUGAUGGUGAUGAGUUCAUCUCAUCCAUGUCCAACAAUUCAUUGAGUCGUGAAGAUGUUGAUCUAAAAACCAAAUUCGUACUUGAUGAGGCAAACUACUGCAAGAACACCGAAUGCUUCAGUUACGAAAUUUCUUCUCAACGGUUGCCUCCAAAUUAUUUAUUUUGGGCAAAGGCAUGGAUGCUUGUUGGUGACGUCUAUGCAGAAUAUCACAGAUUGGGUGGUCUUCAAGCAAAGGAGGUACCAGAACAAAAGUCUCAUGGUGAAGUUAGAAUGUCAAAUGAAGUUGCAAUGGAGGUCAAACGCCUUAAGAGAAAACUGGGAAAGGAUAAGCAGAAUUGCGGCACAUGCUCUCUGAUAAACUGUAGCUGCCAAAGUGAUAGGGCAAGUAGUGGCAGCAGUGCAAGCAGCAGUAGACCUGGGGCCUCUACAUUAUAUGGUCGAAAGAAAAACAAAAAAUCACUUGGCAGGAGCAUUCAUUCACAAUCUAGAGGAACUAAUGAGAGCCCUAAUGCACAGGAAGCUAUGCAGCAAGGCUCUGAAAAAAAGCAGCACAGUGUGAAUGAUACUUGUCUUGGAAACCUCUCAGGAUCAAAUGAUGAUGUUGAUCAUUACAAUCAUGGCAUGAAAAAUCAGUCAGCAAAUGCCGGUGGGGUUCCUGAUAAAUCUUAUGAAGGUGUUUCCAGUGCGAAGGGUGGUGGUAUCUUCAAAUUCCUUGGUGGUCCCAAACCAGGAGAUAUUGAGUACAACUUGUCUUGUGCCAUUCACUGCUAUGGUGCAGCUAAGGGAGCAUCGUUUACAUUUCCUGUGCAUUCAGCAGAAACGUCCACCAUUCUUAAGAAAAGAGGUUGGGCAUUUAACGAACUGGGCCGUUGUAGACUUGAGAUUAGAGAUCUGGGUAGUGCUGAGAUUUCUUUUGCUGAUGCUAUUAGAGCAUUUCAAGAGGUCUGUGACCACACAAAUGUUAUAUUGAUCAACUGUAACUUAGGUCAUGGUAGAAGAGCCUUAGCAGAGGAAUUGGUGUCAAAGAUAGAUGAAUUUCAGAAGUAUGAUCUUCCUGAAGGUGCAUAUAUGCAAUCCAUUAAGUCAGCCAAGUCAGAAUAUUUUCAGGCAAUAAACUACUAUUCAGCAGCUAAGAGGCAACUGACAUAUGUUAAUAAUGAGGUCGAUGAAGUACUGUACAAUGAGGUUUACACACAGUAUGCCCAUACGUACCUGAGGCUUGGAAUGUUUUUGGCAAGGGAAAGCUUCUUAACUGACAGUUAUGAAGGUGGACUUGUCAAUGAAUCAUCUAAUAGAACAGUUCUUGAGAUUUCAGCAAGCGAUGCUUUUCGGGAGGCUUUGUCCACAUAUGAAUCCCUUGGUGAGCAUCGCAAACAGGAAGCUGCUUUUGGUCAUUUUCAGCUCGCUUGUUAUCAGAGAGAUCUGUGCUUAAAGUUCCUAGAUUUAAUUGACAAAGAGGUGAAACAGAAGAAUGAGGAUAAAUAUCGUCAGAAAAGCAAGUGGUAUGGUUCACUAGCAGAGAAGAACUGGCAGAAGGCUUUAGAAUUUUAUGGUCCAAAGACACAUCCUACUAUGUUUCUUAACAUCCUUAUGGCGCAAUCUGCCAUUUCUAUUAACCUUUCUGAUUCCUUCCACUCAAGUGCGAUGCUUGAAGCUGCGCUGGCUCACUUGUUGGAAGGCCGCCAUGUGGUUGAAGCAAACGAAGACUACUCCAGCGAUGUGGAUCUGGAUAUAAAGCCGAAGUUCUGGAGCCAGUUGCAGAGCCUGUUGAAGAGCAUGUUGGCGGCAGCACUACCUAGCAGUAGCCGCACAGGCAGACUAGUUUCUGUCGGCCAGGCUAGCACCAGCAACAGAGGGGAACCUUCUAAACUGAAAGAGAUGUAUCGUCUGUCUCUCAAAUCUUCCUCUCUGGGCCAGCUGCAUGCGUUGCACAAGCUUUGGGUCUCUUAACACCUUCAUUUCAGAAAUGGUUUGCUGCCCAUGUUUUGUGUCGUCAGCAUCUUGUUGUAUGGUUGUGAUUGCACAGUUUUUAUUCGUUGUUCAUUGCACGCUUGUUCUCUGAUAUGAUUUCCAGGCCAGGUUGUAGCUGAAUAUCUCCAGAGUACACUUAAGUAUAAUCGCCAGGAGGGGAAAACACACUAGUUACUGUGAUUGUGGUACUAACUUAUAAACAACAAAUAAGGACCUCCGAUGAAAAGUGCCAGUGUAAUAUAUUGUUCCCAGAAGGAUCUAUGUUCAAAGCACUCAAGGAGCUUACUCCAUAUUCACGAA
This is a messenger RNA of Phragmites australis (common reed), 4699 nucleotides long. RefSeq lists its product as uncharacterized. Gene Ontology annotation, biological process: positive regulation of DNA-templated transcription. The coding region runs from base 146 to 4378 and encodes 1410 amino acids. The transcript has 9 exons. NCBI's taxonomy places the organism in Eukaryota, Viridiplantae, Streptophyta, Magnoliopsida, Poales, Poaceae. The record is from RefSeq and is a predicted model, not a curated record.